Molecule: messenger RNA, 498 nt
Organism: Rhodofomes roseus
Lineage: Eukaryota; Fungi; Basidiomycota; Agaricomycetes; Polyporales; Fomitopsidaceae
Exons: 4
Coding region: 55-327 (90 amino acids)
Source: RefSeq, a predicted model, not a curated record
GCAGCCUUCCGUAUUACAGCCCUUCUGUCGGUCAGAAGCACGAUUUCCGUCGCUAUGUUCUUCCCACAGAUACUCGCCGUCGUUACUUGUAUGCUAGCGGUCGCGAACCAAGGGUUUGCCGCUCCCAUACCAGAGCAGGACUUGACGAACCAGCUCACGAACGGCCACUGGAGAUUCCCUGGGACGGGCGGACACCUGCAAUUCGGGGUCCCAGAGCCGCAGGACGCCUCUAGACGCACCGUUACUGACUAUUCGGACGCCUAUUAUCUGGGAUUCGGCGUAGCUGGUGACAGUGCGCUCGAGUCGCCGCCACGCAGGACACCAUAGGCCCGGAGAGCGGAAACGUCAACACGCUAGUCGAGUCAUAGCACGCUGUGGACCUGUGGUAGUGUAAUGUACGAACCCUCGUCCAGCCACCACGAGCGAUCCUUACUAAGGGAGAAGCCUCAGCGUAAAAUGGCAGACCUGACUCGCUCACCGAAAGUAUCGCACAUCGCC